AUGCGACAUAUUGCCACUGUCCACAGUCUGCCACAGAUUGCCACUGUCCACAGUCUGCCACAGAUUGUCUCUGUCCACAGUCUGCCACAGAUUGCCACUGUCCACAGUCUGCCACAGAUUGUCUCUGUCCACAGUCUGCCACAGAUUGCCACUGUCCACAGUCUGCCACAGAUUGUCUCUGUCCACAGUCUGCCACAGAUUGUCUCUGUCCACAGUCUGCCACAGAUUGCCACUGUCCACAGUCUGCCACAGAUUGCCACUGUCCACAGUCUGCCACAGGUUGUCUCUGUCCACAGUCUGCCACAGAUUGUCUCUGUCCACAGUCAACCCACAGAUAGUCAUUGUCCACUGUCAGCACUGCCUACAUGUUUCUGAUGUAUGACCACUUG
Haliotis rubra (blacklip abalone) is the source of this 389-nucleotide messenger RNA. RefSeq lists its product as uncharacterized. The record is from RefSeq and is a predicted model, not a curated record. The transcript has 2 exons. Lineage: Eukaryota; Metazoa; Mollusca; Gastropoda; Lepetellida; Haliotidae. Bases 1 to 375 code for a protein of 124 amino acids.